AUGACUAAAUCCGCUUUCUUGAUCGUGCUCGGCGCAGUCACCACAAUCACUGUAGAGGCAGCGUCACCUCUUGGUGCCUAUAAUGUUGACGCCUCUGCGGUCUCCGUGUCUGGUCUAUCGAGCGGCGGCUUCAUGUCCGCCCAGCUCGGAGUGGCAUAUUCGAACGUCUUUCAGGUCGGCUUUGGUGUUUUCGCCGGCGGGCCUUUUGAUUGUGCUCGUAAUCAGGCUGUAAGUUGUAACCUCUACGCAAGUGAAUCAAAAGAGCUUAAAUGA
Messenger RNA from Penicillium maclennaniae, 273 nucleotides. RefSeq lists its product as uncharacterized. The coding region runs from base 1 to 273 and encodes 90 amino acids. Lineage: Eukaryota; Fungi; Ascomycota; Eurotiomycetes; Eurotiales; Aspergillaceae. The transcript has a single exon. Gene Ontology annotation, cellular component: extracellular region. Gene Ontology annotation, molecular function: hydrolase activity. The record is from RefSeq and is a predicted model, not a curated record.